AUGACCGGUGCAGAUGGUGAUGUCGCUGAUGCAGGUCAUGCUCGUCCUCAUCCAGCAAUGGUUGGAGGUGGCGACGAUGCACCCCAGUCACUGCACAAAUCCAGUGCAUGCACAAAUGGGCCUGAAUUAGUCGAGAAAUUGCAAUCAAGCCCCCUCCGGAGUUCCAACAGCGAGUUGAUAACCGACACAGUUCUUCGAGAGCAUUUGUUAAGCACAGAAGUCAAGGAUCAAUAUAAUGAGGGACGUUGCUUUGAGGAGGAGGAGCAGGAAGAUGAGUUAGAGAACGAUGAGGACGACGCGCAGGAUGACGAGGAGGAAGGGGAAGAACAAGAAAACGCGUCCCCCAAAGGAAAAAAGCGUGUCCGACUCAAUGCCAACGGCGACUCGCGUCCAGCGGAUUCGCAGCUCAAGGCGGAGAAGCAAGAGAAAACCAAGAGAAAAUCCGAGGACAGACGUUGCCACGGGAUCUUCAUUCCAGGGUCUAUCGUCCGCGUUCAGCUCAAGAAUUUUGUAACCUAUGAUUUUGUGGAGUUCAAGCCUGGCCCCUAUCUAAACAUGAUCUUCGGCCCUAACGCAUGUGCGAUCUGCCUUGGCUUGAACUUCCCUCCCAGCAUAGGCACGGAUUCCGGAUAUAUCGAGAUCGAGCUGAAGGGCCCAAAAGGCAAAGCCAAUCUUGUUAUCAGACGCAGUCUGAAUGCCAGGACGAAGAGCUCGACGUUCACUUUGAACGGCCAAUCUGCUACGGGACGUGAGAUCAACAACCGCAUGGCAGACACCUUCCUUCCUCAGGACAAAGUCUCCGAGUUCGCCCAGAUGACUCCUCAGCAGCUGUUGAGGGAGACCCAAUGUGCCGCGGGCAAUGCCAACCUGACGGCAUGGCACGAUACUCUUAUCAGCUCAGGUAGAGAGUUGAAGAGUAUUCAAGAGCUUCUCACAGCGGAUCACGACCAUCUGAAAACGAUGGAGGAGCGGAACGCCAACCUCGAACGUGAGGUCAAGCGUUUUGAGGAACGUCGUCAAAUUGAGCGUGACCCGUGGGCAGGUCUGACGGUAAAGCAGAUCGAACUGUUGGAGCUAAUCCUGCCAUUCAGAGAGUAUGUGGAGGCCAAAGAGAGGUACGGGACAUUGAAGGAGAAGCAACGCACACUCCAUGAACGUGUCAUGACGCUUCAGAGGAGGAAUGCACCGAUCUUAACAUGCAAGGGGACUCUUGAACGUGAGAUUGAGAACUGUAGCAAACAACGGGAACAGAAGAAGACCUCGACUAGACAAAAGUUUGAUUUGAUUUCCCGAAAGGCACAAGAUAAUGAAAAGAUGGAGCAAAUGUCCAAGGAUCUAAAGAACCAGCUAGAAAACCUCAAAACUGCAGAGAAGAAUCGUCUCCGGGAAAUCCACAAGCUGGUCAAGUCGAUCGGCGAUCAUCAGCAGGAGCUCUCCAAUCCACCGGAGACGGAGGACUUGAAUGAAAUUGAGCGAGAACGCAAACGUGUCUCGGCGGAGCGUGCAAACCUGAACCAUGGUCUGCUCGAAGUGCAAGGGAAGCAGAAGGACAACGUCGCAGAGGAGUCCAAAAUCAAAGCGACAAUCGAUUUGCAGUUACGGAACUUGAAGCAGCUGGAGGAUGCCUCACAUAGAAAGCUCGAGGCGCUGGCAAAAUGGGACCAUGAUUGUGCUGACGCCGUUCACUGGUUGAGGAACAAUCGCCAAAAAUUCAAGAUGGAGGUGUUUGAGCCUCCAAUGUUGUGUCUUACAGUUCCAAACAGCAAUUUUGUUCAUGCAGUCGAGGGGUGUUUCUCCUCCAGUGCCUUGAAGACGUUCAUCGCGCAAUGCGAAGAGGACUAUUCACUGCUGAACCGGAUGCUGAUUGAUACCUCUGAUGCGAUCGGUCGCCUGGCAUGUAUUCAUACUUGGUUCAAAGUUGAUGACGGCCGAGUGCCACCUCCGCCGAUGACUCAAGAAGAGAUGCAUGGGCUGGGUUUUGAUGGUUAUGCAAUCGACUACGUAGACUGUCCCGAGGGACUCAAGUGGUUCCUAAAGGCCAUCGCUCUGAAUCCUCAAGGCGUCGAUCCAACCCGCGCAAUGGAGCUGGUAUCGCGUAUUGGCCCCCGUGGCGAAGGUGGUGGCGCUAGCUAUAUUGUUGGGACCGUCUACAACAAUGUGAGCCGCUCGAAGUACGGCAAGCGCCUUCCGCAGAACACUACGAGAACCAUCUCGCAAGCUAGAAAUCUGGUGUCAGAAGCGAUCGACCAGAAUGUGAAGCGUGGGUAUGAGAUGACCCUCGCUGACUCUCGGGAACAGCUUGCGGCAUGCAAGCAGGCUGUGGAGACACUUGCCGAGGCAGAGGCGGCGAUACGCAAUGAAGAUAGGAAGUUGAAGGCUGAGCUUCAAACGGUUGUCGAACGGAAGGAAGCCGUGGAUAAGGUGACAAAGCGAUUGACGAGCUUGCAGCUUCAGAUCGACCGUGAGCAAAAACAGCUUCAGCAGCUUCAUGUACAGCCUCCUGUCGACAAGCAACGAGCACAGUUAAAGACUGAGCUCGUAUCGUUAGCCAGACAGCGCGCGAGUAUCGUGAAGGAUUAUGUGAAACUGGUCAAAGCUGCUAUUAGAGAGCAAGAGGAGGCGACGAGGCUUGGCUUGCAACAAGCCCAGCUUGCCGCAAACAAGCAAUACCUCGAAGACCUCUACAAGGAGAAGGAGGAAGAGCAACAAAGAGCCCUCGCCGAGUAUCAAGAGGUGAACAAAAAGUACACAGAAGCCAAACAAGAGUCCAAGGCCAAGCUGGCCCUCAGCAAGGCGAAGCUUGAAUCUGUCGACGAUGAGCUUCGCGAACGAUUCAAGGAGAUAGAAGAGAGCGGAGAGUCCAGAGAGAAGAAGUCAGAGCAGAUGUUAGCGGAGUUAGAAGAGAAACGUGCGCAGCUUGACAUGAACCUGCAUACGAAUGCAGGGGUCGUCGAGCAAUACCGAAGGCGCCAAGCUGAGGAUCACUGGCAUCCUGCUCUCGAGGAGCUCAUUUCCAGCAUCGGCAAGAAAUUCUCGGCGGCGUUCGACCGCCUCGGGUGCACCGGUGAGGUUAGAAUCAGCGAGCAUGAAGACUAUGAUAAGUGGGCGAUAGACAUCCUCGUCAAGUUCCGCGACGAGGAGAAGCUGCAGCUUCUGACAGGGGAGUGUCAAUCAGGAGGUGAACGCUCGCUUACGACGAUCUUGUACUUGAUGAGCUUGACAGAGGAGGCUCGCGCGCCAUUCUCUCUCGUCGACGAAAUUAAUCAGGGUAUGGAUCAACGCGCCGAGCGCGCAAUUCAUAACUCCCUCAUCGAAGUAACCUGCAAGGCUGAUAGUGGGCAGUACUUCCUCAUCACACCCAAGCUGCUGCCUGAUCUGGACUACGCAGAGCGUAUGAAGGUGCUAUGCGUGAACAAUGGUGAGUGGCUGCCAGAUGAGACGCGGGUCGGCAACAUGAUGAACAUGAUCGAGGCAUACAAACACUCCAAGGGGUCCAUGUAG
This is a messenger RNA of Laetiporus sulphureus 93-53, 3501 nucleotides long. Its product is annotated as P-loop containing nucleoside triphosphate hydrolase protein. Gene Ontology annotation, biological process: double-strand break repair via homologous recombination. The transcript is spliced from 26 exons. Lineage: Eukaryota; Fungi; Basidiomycota; Agaricomycetes; Polyporales; Laetiporaceae. The coding region runs from base 1 to 3501 and encodes 1166 amino acids. Gene Ontology annotation, molecular function: ATP hydrolysis activity; ATP binding. The record is from RefSeq and is a predicted model, not a curated record. Gene Ontology annotation, cellular component: Smc5-Smc6 complex.